Molecule: messenger RNA, 2123 nt
Organism: Paralichthys olivaceus (Japanese flounder)
Lineage: Eukaryota; Metazoa; Chordata; Actinopteri; Pleuronectiformes; Paralichthyidae
Gene: anapc13
Product: anaphase promoting complex subunit 13
Biological process (GO): protein K11-linked ubiquitination
Cellular component (GO): anaphase-promoting complex
Source: RefSeq, a predicted model, not a curated record
CUUACAUCAUCACCAAGCGUCAACUGGCUUACACACAACUGCCGCGUCAACUGGUUUGAAACGUGUAAAACAGUUUAACGAGAUAAACUCUUUAUAUAAAGUCUGCGGUUUAAACUCUGUCGUUGUUCUGUGUGUUAGUCAAACAGUCAGUGAAGCUGUGAAAGCAGCGGCGGACUCUGACUCUCUUUCAUCGGCAUCUUCUUCCGCAGUGAGGCGGUUGUUGUAGUUAGCUUGAGGCUAAACCAGGCGGAGGGAAAGUUAGCAUCUGAACUCGUGCUCAGAGGAUGGACAGUGAAAUCCAGAGAGACGGGAGAGUCCUGGAUCUCACCGACGAUGCCUGGAGGGAAGACAAGCUGCCGUAUGAAGACGUCACCAUCCCCCUGAGCGAGCUGCCUGAAGCUGAGCAGGACAAUGGAGGAUCCACAGAGUCGGUGAAAGAGCAAGAGAUGAAGUGGACGGACCUCGCCUUGCAGAGCCUCCACGAAAACACACCGAGCACCGGAAGCUGAGAGACUUCCUAAAAGUUGCUGCCAUUUCAACAGAAAUCUCCAUAUCAUCUCUCAACUGCAGAGACUUCAGUGCAACAGGACAAAAGAUCUACAAAGUAAAUGACUCAACUGUACUUUACCAUAACAUCAUUGUGACAGCUUCCCCUGCUUGUCUCUAGAAGGAAAAUGUCACAUCAUCCAAACUCCAUAUUGCCUCCGGUUUUCCUUGUAUUUUAAAUGUAUGCUCCAGAUGUCUGUUGGUGUAACUAUAGCAUCGGUUUCUCACCGGAAACCUCCCAGAGAUGUUCUAUUGAGAAACAAAAAUAUCCAGGCUGCUGCUUCCACCAUCACUUUUUCUUUGCAGCCUCUGCCAUGAGCUUGCGUACGUGGUCGUGGGACCCCUCCCCCAGCAGGGCAGAGGGAUGCCUGUAGGAGCCCCCCAGACGAUCCCAGAGCGUGAAGUAUUGUCCAUAGUUGUAGUUGAAGUAGAGGUGAUGGUCCACAUGGUGAGCAGCACUGUUAAUCACACAUAUCAGAGGGCCGGGGAUGCGGUAAUCUCCGUCGUGUAUGGAAAUGGUCCAAAAAUUGACAAAGACAAAGAGUGAGAGGUACACCACCUGUAAUGUCAAAGUACAAAAUGCCAAUAUAAAACAUUUCAACAUGACAGAGUUUAAACAGUAGUGUCCGAAUUUAUCUUAACAAUUGUUCAACUCAGGAAAAGUGUAAGUGAGAGAAGUGACUGAUAAUUCUGGUUUCAAAAUUUGCAUUAUCGUUUCUCCCUGAAACCUCAGAUCUGAUAUCAAUGUAUGUAAAGUAAAGAGGGAGAGUCAGACCAUCACCUUUUGCAGGGGAAAGAUGAAGGCGUAGACAUGGUAGGGUAAGCUCUGCAGGAAGCCAUCGAGUGGGUGGAAGGCAUGGCUGGCAAAUGGCGUGGGGAUCUUGAAUACAUGGUGUUGCUUAUGUAAGUGCUGAGGGGCGAAAACAAAACAAAAUGUUUGAAAUAUUAUCAAAUGGCAACCUGAUAAAUGAAUUCCAACUUUUACUCUGCCUCUUGAUAGGAAAAUAUCUGGCUCUUGUGCUGAGCAUGUAAUGAACAUCGAGUUGGUUUUAGCCUCUUCACCUUGUAAAUGCGCUUAUGAUGCAUCCACCGGUGUAUCCAGUAGAUCCACAUGUCGGUAAAGAACAAGAAGCCAGCAAUGCUCAGGAACACUCCAGGCCAGCCUGACACAAACAAACCAUGCUCACAUUUAAGUCUGAGACUUAUUGUUUAUUAUAUAGGAAAUGUUGGAUUCAGGCUGGACUCUGUUACUCACAUUACUUACGAAGUAACUUUCUUUUUAAUUUAAAAUCAAUCAAAGUUUAUAUGAACCCUGGCCUGGUUUUUAAGAUAUAGAGUUUUCAUACCCAGGGAAGAUUCGCUGAUGUUGUCAUGAAGUUUGCUGUGUCCCCUGAUCUCCCAGAAGAAAAUAGCUACUGUGGGGAAGCUCAUCCAGAAAAUCGAGGUGACUCCCAGCUGGAUUUCUUUUCUAACCUGGUUCUGUUGUUCGAUCAGAGACAUGAAGUAAGGAUUUGAGAGAAAUUUUCUUGUGAAUUGUUAGACUGUUAAUAAAGAGCGUCGCCGUACCUUAAUAAACU